GUUUUUCAUCUCCAGCUCAGCCACGCUUCAUUCAGACGACACACAGACACCCUGCAGGGGCCACACGUCACCCUCAUGGGGAACCAGAAGAAUCCCUGGAUCUCUGCUCUGGUCUUGGUGGGUCUUCUACACAAAGUUAGUGGACUAUCCAAUAUCCAGGUCUGUAACCCAGCUGUAAGUGACACUAUACACAACUAUGGUGUGAAAACCCUAAAUGGGACCCAGUACAUCCCAUUCUCCCAUUAUGCUGGAAGGCAUGUCCUCAUUGUCAAUGUGGCCACCUACUGAGGACUCACCUUCCAGUAUGUGGAAUUGAAUGCACUGCAACAGGAGCUCCGAGAUGUUGGAUUCACCAUCCUCGGGUUUCCAUGCAACCAAUUUGGGAUGCAAGAGCCUGGAGAAAAUAAUGAAAUUCUUUCAACAUUAAAGUAUGUCCGUCCAGGCAAUGGAUUUGUUCCAAAUUUCCAGUUAUUUGAGAAGGUGGAUGUGAAUGGAGUCAAUGAACACGCUCUUUUCACAUUUUUAAAGAAUGCCUGCCCACCUGUGGGAGACAGCUUCGGUAACCCCACCAACAGAUUGUUUUGGGAACCUCUCAAAAUCAACGACAUCAAGUGGAACUUUGAGAAGUUUCUGGUGGGUCCAGACGGCAGACCUGUAAUGAGGUGGUUUCCCAGAGUGAACGUAUCUGAAGUUAGGGCAGAUAUCUUAAAAUACUUCCGUCAGCUUGUUCAAAAGGCUGAUUAACUUUAAAACAGUGGAUUUAAUUGCACAUUCAUCUCUCUCUCCAGCAUAAAAUGUAAAAAUAGUCAAAACAGGGUUUCUGCAGGUUUUAUGAAGGGAAAUUUAACACAGUUUAAAAACAGUUAAAGUAAAUGUAAAGUAUAAAUGGAGUGAAAGCGAUAAGUCAAUGUUUUCGAAAUCUUAAUGUCUAGGGAGCCUCAGUAUUUCUUGUUUUCCCGUGCAAAUGUCUAAAGAUGUCUUAAGAGUCUUAAAACAGGGUGUAUAGAAAAGCGAAAAGAUAAAUUGAUCGGCUCAGAAAAAUCUACUUAAGUCAAGUCUUCAUACUCUAUUGACAGAUAUUUGUUCUUGUUUCACAUUAACUCACUUCAUUUUGUUCAAUUUCUCAGAAAACAAGACUUCACUUCUCAAGUAAAUGUAUCUUUAUUUUAAGGAUGUUUAGAAAUUUGUACUGGAAAAAAAGACAAAAAUGGUGAGGAAGAUAAUCUUGUUUUGUUUUUUUCCUCAGGUGCAUGCAAUGUUUAAUGCCAUUAUUUUAUGAAUUUAACACUUUCUACUCUCAUUUAAGAAUUCACAAAUUCCUUAAUUUGUAGAAGGCCGAAUAAAGACUUUUUAAGACCUGCAGAAACCCUGUAAAAGCAAGAUUACAUGUGGCAAAGUUAAAAAUUGUAAACCUUUGUGAAUUGGAUUAUUGUUACAAGAAUUUGAACAGUAUGAAAUUGAAGUAAAGGGAUUCUCAGAGGCUGUCAAUGGGUCGGUUUGGAGACUGGCAUGUUGAUGACGGGAAGGCUUGAAAACAGACACACUGUGGUGCCCGACCUGAGGUCGAGGGCCAGCGGGCAGCUCUUUAGUGCAUUCAGGCUGCUCUGCUGUUGCUUUUCGAUCAUGUCUCAUCUCCUAAACAAUCCUUUGAACUUGCUGCUGCCUCUGUGGACAUUCAGUAAAUAAAGACCGAAAUGCAAGAAACAAAAUGUUUCCUUCUGGUUAUUGCGUGUCAGGGUGAUAUGGUGACUCUCACAAAAUAACAUUUGGAGGUUUAGACAGUUAGAAUAUAUUUAUUAUACUAAUCAAUUACAAAAGUUUCACAUGAGGUCUGCUUUCACCCACUGGAGAAAAAGAGUCAUUCCAAAAAGCACAAAACUGCCAACCAGUAAUUGAUGGAAACGAGUAAAUGAAGCACACAUCUCAGAGUGCAAUCCAGCUCAAAGACAUUUCAACUUGAAAACACUAAUCUUAACUCGUUCUGUUCAUUAAAUUCAACCACAUGUCCAUAAAAUAAAUGCCUACCUAUUUUUUUUUGGACAUUUACAUGACAUAUCACACCGUUUCAAAGCAAAUGAGCUGCUCGCCAUUGGGAAUAUUUUGUGAGCAUACAAACCGUUUUGCGUUUGGUUCAAACCAUUGGUCAGUAAGGUUGGAGACACUGCACACAUGCGGAAAAACAGCCUUUGUGAUGGCAGAUGACCGUAAAAACAAAGGA
Messenger RNA from Onychostoma macrolepis, 2218 nucleotides. It is a transcript of the gene gpx3, whose product is annotated as glutathione peroxidase 3. The record is from RefSeq and is a predicted model, not a curated record. NCBI's taxonomy places the organism in Eukaryota, Metazoa, Chordata, Actinopteri, Cypriniformes, Cyprinidae. The transcript is spliced from 5 exons. Gene Ontology annotation, biological process: response to oxidative stress. Gene Ontology annotation, molecular function: glutathione peroxidase activity.